Molecule: messenger RNA, 1963 nt
Organism: Aspergillus sclerotioniger CBS 115572
Lineage: Eukaryota; Fungi; Ascomycota; Eurotiomycetes; Eurotiales; Aspergillaceae
Product: sn-1,2-diacylglycerol cholinephosphotransferase
Exons: 6
Coding region: 270-1562 (430 amino acids)
Biological process (GO): phospholipid biosynthetic process
Cellular component (GO): membrane
Molecular function (GO): phosphotransferase activity, for other substituted phosphate groups
Source: RefSeq, a predicted model, not a curated record
CCCUUUUUUACUUUUUUUAGUCGUGGAUUCAUUCCCCUUCCCCUGGCAUCACCUCCCACACCCCCUCCCAGCCUUGCCGCAUUCCCCCGUCUGUAUUUGCCCGCCGUCCAGCCGCAAGAGACUGUUCACGUCAUCUAUUGACGGCCCAUUGGUUCUUUUCCCUCCCCGUCUCGUCCCUCUAUUAGUCGCAUACCGCGCGAUGAGCCACGUUUGACUCCAUCCCCAAUAAUCAUUCUGUGGAACAUUCCUGGAGUACCUUCGAAUUCAAGAUGAGCUUAAUAUUCAGGAGGAUCCAAGCGAUCCAGGACUCGCUUUCCGACGACAUCCUGUUGCCCCUCAAGAGCUACAAAUACUCGAGUGUCGACAAGUCCUAUAUCUCGAACUAUAUUCUAAGGCACUACUGGAAUGCCUUCGUCGAGAUAUUGCCGCUUUGGCUGGCCCCCAACAUGGUCACUCUCCUGGGGUUUUUGUUCAUUGUCGGCAACGUGAUGCUCAUCGAAGUAUACAUGCCCGAUCUGGUGGGACCGGGCCCCUCCUGGCUAUACUAUAGUUUUGCCCUUGGCAUGUGGAUGUAUUCCACGCUAGACAACGUCGAUGGAAAGCAGGCGCGCAGAACAGGCACCUCCAGCGGGUUGGGGGAGCUUUUCGACCAUGGAAUCGAUUCUUUGAACUGCACCCUCGCUAGUCUUCUCGAGACCGCCGCCAUGGGCUUUGGUUCUUCUCAGCUGGGAGCCUACACUGCCCUUGUCCCAUGCCUCGCAAUGUACUUUUCGACCUGGGAAACCUACCAUACACACACGCUCUACCUGGGCUACUUCAACGGCCCUACGGAAGGCCUUCUGAUCGCGAUCGCAAUCAUGAUUGCUUCUGGCAUCUAUGGCCCUCAGAUCUGGACCCGACCGAUCGUCGAGUUCCUGAACUACCCGCAGAUCUUCGGGAACAACUCUGUCAAGGACCUCUGGGUUCCGAUUCUCCUCUUGUCUUUCUUCCUUGGACACCUGCCGGGUUGUGUCUUGAACGUCGUUGCUGCUCGCAAAAAGCAGAAUCUCCCGAUCACCCCCAUCUUCAAGGAAUGGGUCCCAAUGAUUGUCUUCACUGGCUGCAAUAUUGCUUGGCUGUUUUCUCCAUACUCGACCCUCCUGUCUCAGAACCGACUGGUUCUGUACUGCUGGACUAUGUCGUUUGUCUUUGGGCGCAUGACUACCAAGAUCAUUCUCGCUCAUUUGCUGAAGCAGCCCUUCCCAUACUGGACCGUGUUGCAGUUCCCGCUCAUUGGCGGCGCCAUCCUAGCCAACCUUCCCCGCCUGGGAUUCCCCAUGGUAAGCUCAUGGGUGGAGCUCCUCUAUCUGCGUGUCUACCUUUUCCUUGCCUUUGUUGCAUACAUGCACUGGGCAUUCCUAGUGAUCAACAGAAUCACCACUUUCUUGGGGAUCAACUGCUUGACGAUCCGUCGUGAUAAGUCGAUCGCAAGAGAUCGUGCCUUUCGUGAGUUUGGCGAGACCCAGCCUAAUGUUCUCAGCCCUCUCGCGGACCCCAGCAAAGGGGGCAUCAAGAGUCAUUAAUCUCGAUUCCCACGUGAUUUCAGGUGUUCAUGGCAGCUGAACAGAGCCACCUUGCAUAAUGCUUGUGAUUUAAUAAGUAUGUUGUCCUAUCAACCCCUCCCAGCAUCUGCUGCGGAGCCCAGUCCGCGCAACUGGACUUGAGGACUUUUCGAUGAUGCCAAGACCCGGGCUGUGACAUUGUUUUUCUCCCUUGCCGGUUUUCUUGGCGACGUAUAUGUCUUCCUAUAUCUACGAUUUUAAUGUCCCCUUGGAUUACGCCACCCGCACACAGGCUGAUGAACUUACGACUCGAGUGGAUGGAUGACGCUGACGCUGACGAUUCGUCCAUGGUCAAGCUUUUCCGGUAUAUAUAGUUCAACGAUAGACAGUGUACUAGUACUUAAUGAAUGAUAGAGUUCCUG